Molecule: messenger RNA, 4541 nt
Organism: Phoenix dactylifera (date palm)
Lineage: Eukaryota; Viridiplantae; Streptophyta; Magnoliopsida; Arecales; Arecaceae
Product: molybdopterin biosynthesis protein CNX1-like
Source: RefSeq, a predicted model, not a curated record
CGAUCCUCUUCCCUCCUCUUCAAUUCUUGAAUCUCAUGGCUUGCUGGUUUCAGUAAUUCUUGGAUUAAAUUAUAAAGAUUGGAUACUGCUUUUAUUACUUUGCUGGGGAUUGAUGCUGGAACUGUAGGUUUCAGUUUACUUUUUAACUAGUCUGAUUGGAAGAUUGGGUGCGAUGAACAAGAACAUCGACGGGAUUUUUGAGCAUUCGAUGAAAAAGUUCUAUUUUUGAUUGAUACAAGUGGUCGAGCACCUUGAAUGCAGUUAUGAAAGUUUAGGAGGAUUCGAACCAUAUUGAAAGGAAUGCUGAUGCUUAUGGUAUUUGUGGGUGUACUGUAAAAAUUAUAAUAUUUUAUGAUUUUUUUCUUAAAAUUACAGCUUAUGAUUUGAGACAAUUUGGUGUUUGGUAGUACACUGAAAUUUCAUAAAAUCUCUCAAAUCAUGGAAUUAGAAAUUUCUACUCUAAGCAAUACUUUCUAAGUUCAUGAUUUGUUCCUCUAUAGCCUUUGAACUUUUCAAGUUUGAAUUUUUCUCCUUUUUAACAACCAAGCUUCUACUUAAAAAAUAAAUCAUGUUUCAAAAUUGAAAAGUUGUAAAUCAAAGAAACAGAUAAGAUCAUGAUUUCGAAAUUUAAGAUGUCUAAACACAACCUACAUGGAUGAAAUUUUCAGAAUUAUGGCACGUAGAUUUGUCAGAUGGAUUAGCAGCCCCAUAGGCAAAAGUGACUAGCCAAGACUCCAUGAGGAAGCCAGCCCACUUAGUGGAGCUCGUAUACCUAGGUGCUUUUCUAAUGGAUAAUCCACUCCUUGGCUGCCCUAGAGGUCCAAAGGUAAAAAUUGCUCCCUUCCUCACCCGAUAAUCCAACAAUGUUAGCUGCUUACGGACAUUUUCUAAAUAUAGCAUGUAUAGAUUGUGUCAGAGGCCAUGACCGUGCAAAAACAUUGGACAAAAUGGCUCUUACUGCUUGUCUCAUGCACCGUUUGAGUGCCUAUUUGGAGAUGCCUCCCCCUAAUGGCUGUGAGGUGCUAGAUUGGCCCUUAGUAUCAGGAAUCUUCUACUUAGAAUGGUGCACCCAUGUCAAAAACUCCUUCGAAACUCGUUCUAACUCACUUCACAAGUGUUUCUUUCUUUUUUUUAUGAGAGCCACUUACUCGUACUUGCCCUUUUUGUACUCACAUCCACACCUGCUUUUUGUACUAAAGGUUGAUAACUUGCUGCAUCUUGUGCCUUAGGUGUGCCUUUAAUACUGUUUUGGAGGUUACCUAAUAACAUGGUAGAACGACUGGCCAAGUAUGGCUCAUUUUAGUACAUUAGUUACGGCAGUUGAAAGCUUUGUUGAUUGAAUAUGCAUCUUCAAGUCACACUACCAAUAGAAUUGUUUCAUGAUAACUGGGCUAUGGUUUAUGAACUUGUGUUUCAUAGGAGAAGCAAGCAUGCACACCUUGUCUUACUUGAGAUAAUUUUGAAAUUAUAGAAGUCUGCGCAUGUGAUAUAGUAUCUUUGAAUCAAGUGGCUGACCUUUUCACUGCUUGGACCAGUGAAGUUCUUAAAAUUAUUCAAGAGACUGAAACACUUUGGUUUGGUAUCUAAGUUUUUACUUGUGGUGGAAUGUUGUAGGUUGAAACUGCACCCUCGUCGUCACAAGACUAGCGGGUGGCCUCUAGACCACCCUUAGACAAGUUACAAGGAGAAUACAAGUGGCACUUCACUCACAAGUGUCCAAAGGACUUAACAUUUUGUAAAAUUAGAUCAAGUUGCAGUGUUAGGUGCAAUCCUAUGCACAUCAGUCUGAAAAAUAACUUCAUCCCAUUCAGCAUAGAUUGAAUUCUAAGAUCAAAUCAUAUUGAGUUAGCUUUCUAAUGCAUCUCGAAUCACCUUAAUCGGAGCUCAAACGAGAAAGUUAUGGCUAUUUUGUUGAAGCCCUAUCAUGCAGGCACAUUGCCAACAAAGUUCUAUAUAAUUACAGAAAUGCCAUUCCAUGGUUUAUUAAUUUAAGGAUGAUUUUCUAAUAUUUUUAAUCAUUUUUUCCUGUUUCUUUCUUUUCUAAACAUUUGUUAGAAUCCUAGUUGAUGCCCUUUAGACAAGAUUUAUUCUAGAAGGCUUUCUUCAUAAGUUAGUCGAGUUUGAAUUGAGUUUUGAAGGACCUCAACUUACACUCAAUCAUGUUUUGCAAUCUCGACACCAGACCCUAUGCCGGUGCCCAACCAUUACACCACGUAUCAAGUGCCAGUACGAUAUAUACCUUGUUAAUGCUCGACAAGAGAGGCAUACCAAGUCUUGGUAUCUUGUUGGUAUGGUAUGGUACGCCCAUAUCGGGCUAUACGAUCCGAAGUUGCAAACCUUGCCUUCAUGCAAGGGCUCUAGAACCUACAAUAUACCCCAUUAUGUACUCAGUUUUACUAAUAAAAUUUACUUUCUUUUGAGUACACAUUAGUUUGUGGUUGCCGUCCAUAUCCUUUUGCACAAUAAAUUCUACACGAGCUCUAGUAGAUUUGAGAAUCGGCGAGCACUUCAAAGGUAUAAGUCAGGGAUUCUUUGGCGACAACACAGGUCUUUUGGUAGCAAGGCAGUAAAGCUGCUAGUUAUCCUUCCUAAUUACUUAGCUUCUAGUUACCUUUGCCUUAGAUUUUAAACUCAUAAUUACAUUCAAAAUUCUAGGUUUAGUUUACUUUUAUUUGGAUAGCUCUAAAGCUCGUGCUAGGCCUUCUAGCUUGCUUCAUGGAGAGUUGAUGAUGAGAUGGUCAGAUCAUUGAUUGUGGUGGUUCGCUCAUUUAUAAAGAUGCCCAAAGUUGAAAAUUUGGUUAUCGGGCAUUAUUUGGGCCCACAGUCUGACCCAAGUAAAUAAGGCCUUAUAAUUAAUUAGCCAUCUUCUCUCUCUCUAAAAAAAAACAGCCACCAUAGGGGCCAAUAUGAUAAAUUGAUGCCCAAAUAGUGGUUUCCCUACUCAGUAGGAGCUGUAGAACGAUGACUAGCCAGUCUUAGCAAGCUCCUCUUCACCCUCUCCCUAACCUCAUUGCUCCUUCCUCCUUCCUUUUGUGUUGUGUUUUCAGACUUCGCAACAAGAAGUAUUAAUAGUAUGUACUCCUUUUCUAAGAUGUUGGAAGAUUCGAUUUUGAAAGCUCAUGCAGGAAUAUUGGAUCCAAGAAGCUGGCCAUUGAAGUUUGGGGAUUUAAGAAGGUGACAGAUCUCCUUGGAAAUUGACAUAGACCUUUUAAAAACUAAGAGAUACCACUGAUGUUGCUGGCAUUUUCUCUAAUGCUCCGGAUUCCAUUGAGCUGGAGGACUACAUUGCUGUGGAAUAGUUGGCAUGGUUGUCUUUUUUUGAUUGGAAGCUUUUGUUCAUUCUGAGGCAUAAUAUCUUAUUAUACUUAGUAACCGAUUAUGUAUUUUUUCUUUCCUUUUUUUCCCUAUUUUCAGGGAGAAGUUUCUUCGCUUGUAUAAAAUAUGCAUCUAGAUACGCCUCUUUGGAUUGUUAUUGCAAAGUGGUCACAUACAUGAUGCAAAAUGGAGUACGGCUGAGUUACUGUUGCUCUUUUGCAGAAGAUGGCAACAGAGCAACAGUGAAUACUCUGCAAAUUUCCUUGUGCUGUCACAGUAUCCUCCUGGAGUCAAUCUAGUUGUAAUUAUAUAUGGUUGUUUAACAUUAUUAUGACAUACACAAUACUGGAAAUGUAGUCCCACUUUUAUUUUGUUCCUCAACAAGCUUCUCCCAUCAAAAUAAUACACUUAUAGGUAGUAAAUGCUGCUUUUGGAGACUCAUUAGGUUGCGGCUGUUUCAUGUACAUUGGCUCUUUCUUCCCUACAGUGGUCCAAGAACGAUUUCUAUUGUGAAUUCUUCUUCAGCACAUAUGGUUGCUACAGCUGUAGUUCCUGAUGAAGUAGAUAAAAUCAGGGAUGUGCUACAAAAAUGGAGUGAUCUUGAUAAAGUUGACAUCAUUCUAACUUUAGGUGGAACUGUCUUUUCACGAAGAGAUGUUAUGGCUGAAGCUACAAAGGCUCCAAUAGAGACAGGAACAUUUGGUCUUGUGCUUGUGAUGCUCCAAGAGAGUCUCAAGAUCAUCAACAUGCCUGGUAAUCCAAAUACUGUUGCUGAGUGCAUGGAGGCCUUGAUGCCGGCAUGUAAACAUGCUUUGAGGCAGAUAAAAAGGGGAUGAAGGAGAGAAGCAUCCUCGCCAUUUUCCGCAUGCUGAAGCACAGCCAGUGGACCAAUGGGAAUGUAGCUUGAAGAUCGCGGCUGCUCGUUCAGAAUGCUCAUGCUCUCAAAGACACUUACAAGCAGAUGGACUGCGUAGAAUUUUGCCAUUUCAUGUUGAAGGCUGCUGUAGAAGAGGUAAAUCAAGGAUGAUUGUUCACUUGGAGCAAAACGUUGAUGGAAUGGAUUGCAACUACCAUCUUAAUUACUAUUUGCACAGAGCGUUGAUGUGUAGGCCCUGUAAUCACUAUUUGCACAGAGGCAUGUACAAAGGACGUGUACUUGUGACAUUUUUUGGAGGACCACUCGUCGUUAAUGGAAUGGAAAAUGAUUUCUUGUUGGUUGACCCUUC